This is a messenger RNA of Spirodela intermedia, 9688 nucleotides long. Lineage: Eukaryota; Viridiplantae; Streptophyta; Magnoliopsida; Alismatales; Araceae. The record is from the annotation of a GenBank genome assembly.
AUGAGAGCAAUCGUCCUCGUGCCCCACGUCGUUCCAAGUGUUCUUUCUGCAUCUACCCUCCUGAACGGGCCCGGCAUUGGCCUGUGACGUACGUUGGAUUCUAUUUAUUGGGAUUGUUUCAUUGUCCCCAAGGUAGACGACCCCCCGCCUCUUCACGUCCGACGGAUCCUUCGUUAGUCUCCCCCCCCCGAACAGGCUCGGCUUUGGCUUGGGCUAAAUUUAUUUGUUCGGUUUUUCUUUUCCGUCUUACGAUUUUUCUCUGAAUUGAAGAUUUUUGUAUCGCUCUGGAGUUGUUUGGAAGAGACUUUUCAGCCUAUGUUCUUUUCUUUUUUUUCUUCAAGAUAUCGGAUUGAAUCUGCGAUCUUCGUCCGGAAGAGGAGAUCCUAUGGUUGAAGCCGACGUUUUCUUAACGCCGGCAACAGAUUCCACCGCGCCUUGUUAUGCAAGGAAGCGGAUCCACUGCUUGGGCUCUACGGAGUAUGAAUCAGCAGGCAACUCACCGAGGAAGAAUCAGAUCGUAGAGGGCGUGCACGGUGAAUUGACGAAAUACGAAUGCCGGGAGUGUAGGUUCCAAGCCACGGAUAGUGAUGCCGUGUCUGUUAUCGGUCAUCUAUCUUCGGAAGAAGGGAGCGGAUCUGAACUGGAGAAUCCUAUGGAAGACGGUUCCACAGCGCCCAGAUUCGUCGCAUUGGGUGUCAAUGCCGGCGACCAGGAAGAUAUAUGCGAGAAGAAGACCAAUUCCGAGGACAAUGGGGAUGAAAAUUCUGAUACACCGGAGAGCGAAAAAACAGGCAUCAGAAACUAUAGUAAGGGUAAGAAGAGACCGAGAGUGUUAAAGACCGCUCAUGUUUCCAGCGUGAAGAGCCUGCUUUCAACGGGCCUUUUGGAAGGACUUCCGGUCAAGUAUAGCUUCAGUAAGCACAAGGUGAAAGAAGAGCUUUUCCUUUUUCUUGUAUGGUAAAUCAAUAGUUUUCUUUAUUUUUUUUGGUUUCUGAUGCCUGUCAGGUGGAGAUUCCAGGUCUUAUCAAAGACCUUGGUUAUUUAUGUGGCUGCUCUUCAUGCAACCAUACUAGGGUAAGUACCCCAAUUCCCUUAAUUCCUUGGCACUACUUACCGGUAUCGACAAUGACAUUCAAAAACUGAUCUUGUCAUUCGAAAUAUCCAGCAGCUCAUAAGAACUUUUCAUUCAAUUUACAGGCUUCAGUACAGUUGUAUCAAAUAUUCAACUCUAACUUGUUCCAAACAUUUUUUGUGUUGUUUAUGCAUUUCAUCGUCUUCAGGUUUUCAUAAAACGAUGUGUUUAGCUUAAGAUCCCCUUCCUUUCUAUGAAAAAAUUUGUUAAUGACAACUCAUCACAGGUUCUUUCUGCCCUUGAGUUUGAAAAGCAUUCUGGGGUCACCUCAAAGAACCAAACUAAUCACAUAUUCUUGAACAAUGGGAAAAGUCUUUAUCGCGUAGUCAAAGAACUGGCAAAAUAUCACUUAGGUUCUUUGGAGAGUGUCAUUGAGAGCAUAAUUGGCUGCACACCCAAUUGGAGAUGCUAUAAGGCGUGGAAAGGUGACACAGAUUGCUUUAUCUGUCAAGCUGCACGCAUUUGAGAUUUUCUUCUCCAUUGAUGUACGUUGUUUUCCAGAAUCAUUUCAGGAAGGAAACCAUGAAUUCCAGGACAGAAACCUAAUUGGAAAGGCAAAGAAGCGCUCGGAUCAUGAGACUUUUACCAUCUCUCAGAUCGUUUCAAGGUAACUACCCCGGUGUGUAAGCCUCCCCAGAGAACUUAUCCCCCUUGUGACGGGUUUGAUUGUACGCCACCAAUGUUUACCUCCAGUGGUCAAUUUUCUGAGUUUUUUCUUCUUUUGUGCAUCAAACAUCCUGGGUGUAACUCGAAAUACUAUCAUACUGUGUACAUUUCUUGAAAGCAAUGAUAUUGUUAGCCAAACUGUAUAUUUUCAUUGUUUAUGUUUUCAAGUUCGAUUAGUGUAAAGAGUGCAGGUAAAUGUUCAGUUGUAUGGGCAUCGCCCUUAGCUUCUUGAAGUUUUGCGUGAAAAGGGAGCCCGAACACUUUUGAAGUGCUAAAAAAGACAGUUCUUUCAUCGUCAGGAAACUAUCCUAUCCUGAAUGAAAGACGCUGUCUUGCCUCUUUAUUUUUAUACUACGCGUUGACAUCUUAUUUGGUAUCUUGAUUGAUUUCAUUUUUGUUUCUAAGAGAGAAAUUUAUGAUAAUUACUUAGAAAUUACGACAUUUUUUUAUAGGAAGAUAUGUAAUAACUCCUACCCACAACUUAUCAUUUCUUUGUAUUUGUCCGUUCAUAUCCUGGAGCUGUGUGAUUAGACCAGUGUAGGUAGGAAAUCAAGAGAAGAACAAGAUCUUUUGCGAAUUUUCUUUCUGAGCGUAAGGACAAUGUUUAUAAUCACUACAUCAUUCACAAAGGAGGAUUUCUGACUUCCUCAUGCCAAUCACAACCGUGAAUAGCUACCCAGUGGGGGUGAAUGGUAUAAUUGUUGCUGCCAACACUGCAUCCGUAGACAAUUACUGCGAAGCUUCCUCAGACGAGCUUUUGCCCCCUAAGUAUACGAUUCAUUAGUUCCACAAGAUAUCUACAAAGUGUGAACAAAAUAUACAAUAAGCACCUUUACACUGAGGGGAAUCAAUGGGUAGAAAGUAAUCUCGAUUGUACAGUUAUUGCUUCCCAACAAGAGAGCAACAGUCCAAAAAUAAUCUUAGACAUCAGAAAAAGUAUAAGGGUGUGGGGGGAAAGGUCUGAUUUAUAAACAUGUGAUCCUGGAUAAAAAUUGACAGAGACUCAUUUAAAAACCUAAACUGAAUGCUAACCAUUUAAAAAAUAAUAAAUUGAAUUUAUCUUUAAUCCUCUACCAGGUUUAAAUUUGUUCACUGGUAGAUCGGUUCUAGAAUCUUUUCGUGGGGUUUCAUAAAUUAUCUAAGUUUCUAUACUCAGAUGUGGUUGACGUAUGCCCAUCGACCUGAUCAAAGAAAAUCCAAAACAUGUUCAUGUGGCUUUAUAUUCUUUUUACCCAGCAAUAUAUCAUUACACGGCAUUAAUGUUUUUCGAAGAGUUACUGCUGUUCUCUCAAAGAAACUAUUGUUUCUAUAGGUCAUUAAAAAAAUUAACAGAAUGAAUCUUAAUAAAGCUAUCUAUUUCUCUAUUUAUCAAUGUAUUAUACUAUUUCAACUUGAAACAGGUCGGCUCCAGCCUGAGAUAUCCAUCAGUGAUCCUCCUUAACAGGAUAGAGAUAACUCGCAUUUAACGUAUCCUUUGUUCUGCCCAUUGCUGCAUGGAAUGCUAACUCAGUACAGUACUCUGUAAUGUAGAGUUUGUUGCGUUAUUACAUUCGGUCUGCAUGUCUUGAUGAUUUAUUGUAUGUGAAGAUGACAGAAUCUCAUAGAAUAAUUUAGCUCAGAAUUAAAUUCAGAGAUAAAAAAAGACGCCAGUUGUGUUUCAAGAUGUCUCAAAAACCGGCUCUUAUGGUUUGACACUGUCACUGGCAUCAAUUCACCUUUUAGUUCAUUGACACGAGGCAUUUCGUGAGAAAAGGCAUUAUCCGAACAGUUCGCACAAAUCACAGAGUUUUCAUUUAGAAGAUGGAAGAAAAUGUGCGUCAAAGAUGUGUGUAUCCCUUUCUGUUUACGUAGGUAUUGUUUUAAGCUAAGGUAGAUUAAAUUAUUUUAAAAUCAUUAAAUACAGGUUUUUUGACUUCUGGCAUAAAACUUUAAGAUUCAUCUUCGGUCAUCAGUUUGACUUCAAAACUCUUCUGCCUGUUUAGCUUAUUUGCAUUAGUUCCAACUUGCAGGUCAAAAUUACCAGAAUCACCUGAUCUUCUUAUGAUGCCGGAUUCCCUUUCCUGCCCCAACGUCAAACCAAAUCGUUCUACUCAGCGUAGUGCUAAGAAAAGGUUCAAAAGGUAACUUUUUAUGUAGUAAACGUCUUCCCAUCUAUUGUUUAAUAAUGUCUGAGCUUUUCUCGUGCUGAACUAAGUUCCACUACGAUUUUGAUCAACUUUUUCUUUUCUCUUUCAUCUUUUUCAAGGGGCACAGAUUUGCACCGCUUGAUUUUUCUGGAAAAUGGUCUGCCUGAUGGAGCUGAACUGGCUUACUGCGUCAGAGGGCAGGUUUGUCUGAUUUGAAUUGCCACCAUUUACAGAAUAAACUAUGAAGGCUUUUAAAAGGGUACUCUUAUCCUUGCAGAUAGUACUUAAAGGUCAUAAAAUGGGGAAUGGUAUAGCAUGUCAUUGCUGCAACGGGGAGGUAACCCCAUUCAUCUCGUGCAUAUUAUGAUGGAUUGGAAACUGAUUGUCCGUUUUUCUUUAUUGAUCAGAUUAGUCCCUCACAGUUUGAAGCUCAUGCUGGAUGGGCAUCAAGACGUCAACCGUAAGUAUAUUUAACAUCAUGCUGUAUACUUAAAUGGAUAAAUAAAUGAGAGACUAAUGUAGAAGAUACUCGUUGCAAUGAUGUGCCAAUAAUUUUGUCAUUCCACUGACCGGAAAUGGAUAGUACAUAAAUCGCACCUUUCCCAUCUACCUGGGAAUACAAUAUUUUCAAUAGUUUAGACGUCAAAUAUAUGGCACUGGUAUCGGAAAGUAACUAUUCAUUAUGCAAGCUCGACCAACACCUUAGCUUGGGCAAGAAUACUGAUAUUAGCGCAAGAUGGUCCUCUUUCAACUGAAACUAUCUGCUUUUUUGCAGCUAUCACAAUAUCUUCACUUCCAACAGUGUGUCUCUACAUGAUUUAUCUAUUUCUCUUUCAAAAGGUCGCCAUUUAACCGCCAUCUCCAGUGACAAUGAUUGUGCAGUUUGUGGAGAUGGAGGAGAACUGAUCCUCUGCAGUAAAUGCCCUAAGGCCUUUCAUAUAGGUAUGUAUGUUUCAUCUCAUAUCUCCAUUUGUAUUGAAAUUUCCACUUCCCUAUAAUAACUUUUUCCCAACAGCAUGCGUUGUUGGUUGCUGCUGGGUUUUUUCUUCCAUAGAUUAAUUAUUCACUAUUUCACAUAGUUCAUCUGAGCAACUAUAGAACUAGUGACUUCGUCUAUUUACAUAUCUUGAGACAAGUAUCCUUUUCAUAGAUCUUUAAAAUUAACUGUUAUCGAUCCCUAACCCUGAUAAAAGAUAAUUGUUCCUUUUUUUCUUUGCUUUUCCAUUAUGAGGACUUUUAUCAGUCGUAUUAUCAUUAGUGCUAAUUCCGGUAACUAAUCUAUAUGUCUGAUCUGAAUAUUGAGCUUUCACCUGACGGAUCCAUAUGUUAAUGUCAUGGAUGAUGCUGUGCAUAGCAUACCUCAAUACCUUUAUCCUUUUUAUCGUGGUUGAAGAUUAGAUAAUCUUAUGGCCUUGUUAUCCUAAGUCAGUGGGAAAAUUAAUUUGUUAGUCUCAGGCAAUCCUUGAAACUAUAUCCCAUUUUUCUAUCAAGCCAAAGAUCUCAGUGCAGUCAUAACAAUUUAAUGGUGUAAACUAUCUGAGAAUCUAAUCUUAGUAGUAUACAACCUAAAACCAUGUUUCCUGAACUAAGCACCUUCAAUGUGGGUGGAACAUACCUGAAGCCGGUUGAUAGGGUUGUAUGACUCAUGAGUUUGGUCUGGGUUAUGCGGUAAGUGGAAUCGUCUCAGAGAUUCCAAUAGAGUUCCAAAAGAAAUGCGGCUGAUGCAAAUGGAAAAUAACUUUUAUUCAUAAAUAUCUAUGUUGAAGAAAAUAUCUUCAUCAAAGUAGAAGCUAAAAUAUCCUAAAAUGAUGCCAUUUUUUUUUAUAUCGAUCUAUGUCAAAUAUUUUCAGUGGGGGGAUUCGAAUGUUCUUUUAUUCUAAUUUGGCUGCGAUGAAAUACCCUAUGUUAGACAGUCUCGGUGUAUCCAAUACAUGAAGACACAACCCAUGGAGAUGUCUGAACACGGUGCAGUGUUGAAGCAUAACUCGUAAGCCUGUUUUUUAGUUAACGGAAUGUUAGCCACAACUCACUAUAUCGUCCCCGACAUUCAUGCUUCAGCUGAUUAUAGCGUUGCUUUUGGUUCACCUUUUCUCUUCUUUAAUGUCGAGGAUGCGGUUUCUGUGUUUCUACUGUCGCUGAUGUUCAGUGAUUACGGCCUGUAAGUGGUAAAUGAUAACAGGAAAAUAUCAAGCAUCAUAAACUCAAGAUGGUUCGUGAACAUAGUCCCAUUGUCGAUAAUGGCCAUCAUGAUCCAAGGGCAAAACAAUAAGAACAGAGGAAAAAUAAGUAUUAUCUGGUACCUCUGAGUGUUUCGCGUUGCCCUUUUUUUAAAACCUUUUUUGAUAUCUUCCUUUCCAUGGACCUAAGACUGGAAUUUCCAGAAUUAACCGAUGACUAACCAAAAAGGAUAUGAUUUCUGUGAAAAUUAUCGGCUGAGUAAAUAUUUAUUAUUUUUAGCAUAUUUAUUAGAGGCAAUUAUAGCCGUAAGUUCUUUACUGUCUCAUCUGCGUACCGUCACUUAUGCUUUGUUGUCUUGGGGCAGAAAUUUGGUUGGUGUUAUUGUAUUUACUCAAGGAACAUGGACUCUUUUGGCAUAUAAUUUGGUUCGAUGUCCUUCCUACUUGCUUUUUGCUGUCCACCUUAACUAAGGAUUUUCUAAAGACUUGGUCCGAAGACUUCUGGCACCCACUGAAUGCCAGUUGGAUCUAGAUAUUUGGCAAAAGCAUAGAGAUUGGUGUCGUUGAUUCAUUGAGUCACUUGAAAUUGAAGAACGUGUGAUACCAUGCAUUGACAGCUUUUGAUUAUUCACUUCUUUUGGGGAUCAUCCACGAGAUGGCCACUUAGUAGGAAAGGUUCGGGGUUGAUUGACCAAUUUAAAGUAUCUUCAAAUUGUUGACAUGUGGACCAAAGGAACACUGUGCAGAUACUUCAUAUUUCUUGUGUCUCUUCAGUGGCGUUCUCUGUCAUUAUUCUCUAUGAUAGUGAAAUCUGUUUACAUUGGCGUUUUCAGUUUGCUUAGGAUUAGACGACACACCACAUGGUGAGUGGCAUUGUUCUUACUGCAAUGAUGAAAUUAUCUCUGGAGUGGCUUCCAGCGAUGCAAAACUGGCUGUUCGAGUUGGCAGGGUAAUCGAGACGCCCACAACUGAAAGCGGUUGCUGCUACAUUUGCAGGUACGUUUAGUUAGUAAUUUACAACAAUACAACGUUGAGAGACUUUAGGAUGAGGCAUCAUCUGAUGUGUUUUGAUUUGCACGGCAUUCAGAGACGGUCAUUUUAGCUGCGUAGAUACAUUCAAUGAUGAAACAGUUUUGAUCUGCGAUCAAGUAUGUUAUAUCUCCUCAUUCUUCUCUUUCUACUCUGCCCGUCCCAAAAUCCUUUUGUAUAAACCAUAUAACAGCUUAUUUUAAAUUUAUAGUGUGAAAAGGAGUAUCAUGUUCGCUGCCUGAGAGAAAGUGGCAUGUGCGACUUGCGGGUAACUUACUCUACAGAGAAUGGCUUCCUAAAUUCGUGAAUAGUAUUGUAUCUUUUAACACCAUAUGGAUUUGUUUUACGCGUCAGGCCCUGCCCAAAGACAACUGGUUUUGUCACAGCGAUUGCAUGACCAUUUAUGCUACUCUUCAAAGCAUUAUCUUCAAUGGAGCUAAGAUCGUUCCAGAAACGCUAUCAAAUCAGUUGAACGAGAAGCCUCAACAAAACGGUUUAACGAUCAACGCCGGAUUUGAUGUGAGAUGGCAACUACUCAGUGGAAAAACAGGAUCAUCUGAGAACAAAUUUCUGCUUUCAAAGGCUUUUGAGAUUUUCCGCGUAAGUCCUGUUGAACUCGCCAUGAUUUUCUCUAGAUCACUUCCCAGGAACUCUGAAGGAACGCUACAAUAGUAUACUUUUGGUUGGUCCAACCAUGGUAAACCACUUUAGAAUUCUCCAUGUUUAUGUUUGAGUUGUUAAAAUUCUUUAGCUUGCCACUUUUUAUACCGUGUUUCCAUGUUUUGUGAAAUAUUUCCAUAUUUUAUACCAUCUGUUUCACCAAUCCUAUAACGUGUCUUUUUUUCUCUUUUAGUAAAAGUAAAAGAAACAUUUCAUGUCUCUGCCUGCCUCAUGUCUGCUAUCAGACUGUACAUACCCAUAAUCUCUCGAAGGCCCUGGAAUCGAAGGGCAUUAAUUUUUAUCGCUAGAAAGGGGGGCAAACUGGACACAGCUGGAGCUGGUGUAUAAACUUCCCAAGGACUGAUUAUUGUGUGAAGAUCCAGGUGAUCCCUACUAGGCCCGGGUUUGUUCAUUAGCAUAGUAGCAUUCAAAUAGUUGAGGGUUAUGGUACGUUAGGUGUGCUGCACGUAUUCUGGAUGAAGGGGCACAAGAGAUGGUGGCUGCUCUGUAAUCUUCAGCACCCUCAGAUAGAGAAGAGAGACUGUAAAGUAAGAAAGAGUCUUAUCAACGGGCAUAGAGUUUUCAAUUGUUUUAAUCUGCAGUAUUCACGAAAAACUAAAGUCGCGGGCAUUGAGGCAUUUGUCAUUACUGUCGUUUGGCAGCUUUAUAUCAGACGUGUGGAGUAAGAGGAGACAAAUAUUUUUCACGCUUCAUUUCUAUCCUUCUGGUUUUGUGCGGAAAAAUUCGCAUGUGCAUGUCUGCUUUACAGAUUCAUUUUAUCCCAUAUUUGCCAUUUGGAUUCAUCUCAACCCCUGCAACUAGAUUUAUUGUACUCAUCUAUCCCUGCCUUCACCUGUCCCUCUCAGAAUGGCUUUGAUCCCAUAAUUGAACGGUCGGGUCGUGAUCUCUUACCCGCAAUGGUCCAUGGGUAAGCAACAGUUUCUGACAUAAAGAGCUCUACUUUGUAUUCCUUCAGAGGAUAUAAAAUCUCUGGCUAGAUUUAUGUGGACCUUCUCUGGGAUUUCUGGCAGAUUUGUCUAAAUUUAUAUUUUUGACAUCAUGCAGUAGAAAUAUGGGUGGCCACGAACUUGGAGGGAUGUACUGUGCAAUACUGACUAUAAAGUGGGUUUGCCUAACUUGUUUCUUCUUCUUCCUCUUCUUCUCAACUAAUUUUUUUUUAUAAACUGUCAUGUGGCAAGUAAUCGCCUGAUUCAAUUUUUUUGGGGGGUCUAGAUCGGUGGUUGUAUCCGCUGGGAUUCUCAGAGUGCUUGGCAAAGAAGCUGCGGAGCUGCCCCUAGCUGCCACGAGCCAAGAAAAUCAGGGAAGGGUAGGUCGCUUCUGACUGCUAGCUAUCAAGAUUCGUGAUUAUUCUGCUUCACAUUUGGCAAAAAAAAAAAAAAAAAAAAAUCUAAUUAGGCCUUGGAUCUUGUGAAUAACUUGACGGUUCCUAUGCCCAUAGCCAGAUUUGAUUAUGAACAGUUUCGUUUUGUACAUCUAAUAGAGAAGAGUCUAUCUUGGAUCUGACGAGCUUCCUAAAAGAAAUCCACUUGAGGAAUCUUUUUCAAGAAAGUCUAGCACUGACUACAACAUCUGAUUUAUUUAUUUAUUUUUAUUUUUUGAAAAUGGGAUUUUCUCCAAAUGUAUGCCUGACUGGGUUUUUCCGUUCUUGAACAGAAAUAUUUUAUUAUUAUUUUUACCCAGUUAUAUAAAGUUAAACCAGUUUCUCAUGAUUUUUAUUUCUCUCUAAUUUACCCACAUUGAUUGUUUUAUUUAUCUGGAUAAUCGUUUAACCAUUGCUUCUUAAACUAAACACAGGGUUUCUUCAGAUGUCUCCUAUCAUGCAUCGAGCUGCUUUUGCACGACCUAAAUGUGAAAACAUUGGUACUUCCGGCCACUGA